Messenger RNA from Papilio xuthus (Asian swallowtail), 2425 nucleotides. RefSeq names its product calpain-A. The record is from RefSeq and is a predicted model, not a curated record. Gene Ontology annotation, cellular component: cytoplasm. Gene Ontology annotation, biological process: proteolysis. Lineage: Eukaryota; Metazoa; Arthropoda; Insecta; Lepidoptera; Papilionidae. The coding region runs from base 125 to 2317 and encodes 730 amino acids. Gene Ontology annotation, molecular function: calcium-dependent cysteine-type endopeptidase activity. The transcript is spliced from 15 exons.
UUGAAUUUGGUGAAGAUUAGUGAUGAAUUUUAAAUCAUAAAUUCUUUAUAAAUAUAAUUUCUUAGUGUUGUGUGAAUGUAAUUUGUGUGUUUUUGGACGCGGUGUCUUAGUUUUAAAUCUAGGAAUGAAGAAAUUCGUACGAACGCGUCCCGCGGGCCCAACUGCACAACAUACUUCAAAUGGACACCUCAAUGGCGUGGCAACCGCGGGGCUUCACAAUCACUCCACGCUACCAAGGCGGUGGGAGAAAGAAGGUAAUGGUAGAGAAGGCGCGCUGUGGGAGGACCCUGACUUCCCGGCGGACAUCAGCUCCAUUGGUUGCCGACGGUCACCACCCGAUCUACUCUGGAUGCGGCCACAUGAAUUAAGUUCAAGGCCACGUUUCCUGGGGGACACCACACUAGAAGGGUCGGCCACACCCGCGACAGCCUCCAGAAUCGCUGCCGAGUCCACUGAGGAUCUCGCACCUGACAAACAAGUAGACAAUGAAACUGAUGAAGAGUUUGCUGCCAGAUGGAGUGUUGAGGUGGGCGAAGUUGGUGACAGCAACCUAUGCUGCGCGGCUGCCGCGUUGGCGCUCACGCCGCGCCUGCUGGCACGCGCCGCGCCAGCACACUCCUUCCGACAAGGAUACACUGGCGCGUUCAGGUUCCAGUUCUGGGUGUGGGGCUCAUGGCGCUGGGUGACGGUUGACGACCGGCUGCCGACACGUCGCGGCCGUCUCAUCACCAGCCGCAGUGCGCUGCAGCACGACUACACUCUGCCGCUGCUGGAAAAAGCUUACGCCAAACUGUACGGCAGCUACAUGUCCCUGCGCGAGGGCACAUGUGCGCGCGCGCUGCAGGACCUGUGCGGCGGCGUGGUGCAGAGCUUCGCCCCCCCGCGACAGCCGCCCGCCCUGCUGCUGCGCGUGCUCAACUCCGCCGUGCCGCGCGCCACCCUGCUCGUGCUCACCGGGAGUCGUAUGCGCAACGGUCUGAUACCCGGGCAGCCGUACUGCGUGACCGGGCUAGCGCGCGUGCGGAGCGAGGCGGGGUCGGUGCGGGGUGCGGGCGAGGUGCCGGAGGGGGAGGAGUGCUCGGGCGCGCUGGUGCGGCUGCGCGCGCCCGCCGGCCGCGGCGAGUGGCGCGGGGCCUGGGCGCGCGGCGGGCCGCAGUGGCGCGCGCUGCCCGCCGCAGACCGCGACCUGCUCGCUGACACCGCCGCGCAGCCCGGACACUUCUGGAUGCCGUUCUCGGAGCUGGCGCGCGCGUUCGGCACGCUGGAGCUGGUGCACCUGGGCCCGGACGAGUGGGUGCGGGAGCCGGCGCUGCGCGGGCGGCGGGCGUGGCGCGCGGCGCUGGCGCGGCGGCGGUGGCGCGCCGGGUGCAGCGCGGGGGGUCCGCCGGGUGCGCGCACCGCGCCCGCCAACCCGCAGUUCCGCGUGCUGGUGCCGCCGCCCGCCGCCGCGCACCUGGUGCUGGCGGUGGCGCAGCAGUACGAGCCGCGCCGCUCCGCGCGUUUGCCGCCGGUCGGGUUCGCGCUGUUCGAGCUGACGGCGGACGCGGCCGCGCGGCGCGCCGCUCUCUGCGCCGACGAGGACGCCUUCAAGGACUACCGGCUGCUGGAGGCGGGACACGUGGGACGCGCGCGCGAGGUGGCGGCGUUCGUGCUGCUGGCGCCGGGGCACUACCUGGUGGUGCCGCACGCGGGGCGCCCGCACGUCGAGGGCGCCUUCCUGCUGCGCGUGCUCUGCGACCGCCGCGCCGACGUCUGGGAGGUGAACGACGACAACAUUAUCAUCCGAGACUUCAACACGGAGAGUCGCGACGACACUCCCAUACCGCCACAAGUGCAGAACAGCAUUGCCAAAAUAGUUGAGAAGCAGGGAUCGGACGAGGUGGACGUGUGGGCGGUGCGGGGCGCAGUGCGGAGCGCGGUGCGGCGGUGGUGCGGGUCGCUGGAGGUGUGCCGCGCGCUGGUGGCGCUGCGGGACGCGGCUGCGGGGGGCAGGGUGCGGGCGGAGGAGGUGCCGGCGCUGGUGCGGCUGGUGGGUCUGUGGCGCGCGGCGGUGGGGCGGUACGCGCGCUGCGGGCGCGGCGUCUCCUCGUACCGGCUGCGCGCGCUGCUGUGGGCGGCGGGCGUCAGCGCCAGCAACAAGGUGCUCGAGUGCCUCGUGCUGCGCUUCGCGCGCCGCGCCACGCUCACCCCGGAGGCCUGUCUGCUGGCGCUCGCCAGGCUGCAUCUGGCUCACGAACGGUACCGCACUCUCGACGCUAAACUCAAGUCAAAUCCCCUUUCCUUGGAAGAAGUUAUCCUGAUGACGAUCUACUCAUGAUGUCAGGAGGAAGACGCUUUAUAUCCUAGUUGUUACUCAGACUAAUGUUAUUUUUAUACAAUUGUUGUUUGUUAUUUAAUAACUUAUUAGAGAAUAUAUUUAAUAUAU